UCAGCCGCGCAUGCGCAGUCGGAGCUUGCGUCGGUGAAAUGGCGGCCAGUGAUGAAGGAGGCUUCGGCACCGCGGGGGAACGGGACGGAGCCGUGAAUCCGUUGCAUCUGUCGGCAUCGCAAGAUCCCGCCAACAUGCAGAUUGCUGAUUAUGAGCAGCUGGAUGGUGUUCCAAACCCAUCGACGACCAAACUUAAAUUAGCGGAAAAUAAAGUUGGGGCUGACUGGAGCAAUGGAGAUUCCAAUACAAAUCACACGUUUGUAUCUGAAGAGAAGCAACGGCCACUGGUGGACUACGGUGUGGACAUGAUGGACGCAGCUUAUGAUGAACAAGUCCCAGAAUUUCUCGCACCCGUUCCGAAGGAGUUGGCAAAAGCAGCCGAAGACGGUGGGCACGUUUUGUCGUGUCCUGUGGACAGCAUUGCCAAGCCAACAAUUUCUUCUGCUGACAAUAAGCAAGGAUCUUCUUUACCUGUGCAAAAUGCUCCAGAAGGGAUGACAGAAAUUGUUGGUGAUAAAUGGGACUCUAUGGAUACACAGGACAAAGUGCCAGCAGAGAUGUUGAGCACGGAAGCGAAUAACGUGAAUGCGGGUUCUGUCUUAGGACAGGAAGAGGGCAAAGUUUCCCCUCAAGUUGCUGAGACCCAGGGUGCAGCUGUAGUGAGUGCAGAGAGGAAUUCGACGGUGGUGGGGGACUCGUCUUUUUACGACCCAGAGGAGGAGAUUCCACCUUUCCCACCAGAGUUUGACAAGUACUGGAAGGCCGUAGAGGAGAACCCACAGGACUUCACUGGGUGGACAUACCUGUUGCAGUACAUUGAGCAGGAGAACCAUGUGUGGGCUGCAAGAAAGGCAUUUGAUGAGUUUUUCAUGCGUUACCCGUACUGCUACGGCUACUGGAAGAAGUAUGCAGAUCUGGAAAAGCGCUUUGGCAACGUGAAGCAGGCAGAGGAGGUGUUUAGACGUGGUUUGCAGGCCAUACCCCUCAGCGUGGACCUCUGGAUUCACUACAUUAACUUUGAGAUUGAGUUGCUCGACCCAGACUGCCCUGAAACCGUCUCGAAGAUUCGAAGCCUUUUCGAGUUGGCCGUCGCGGCAGCGGGAACAGACUUUCGCUCGGACAAACUUUGGGAAAUGUUCAUCUCGUGGGAGAGGGAGAAUAUCCGCCUGAGGGAGGUGACAGCCGUGUAUGACAUGGUGCUGAACAUCCCAACACAGCUCUAUAGCCACCACUUUGACAAGUUCAAGGAACAUGUGAACAACCACCAGCCUAAAGACAUCUUGUCAACGGACGAGUUCCUUAAGCUGCGUGCACAGUUGGUGUCGAGCAGACUUGAGGCCGGGGAACAAGGAGUCGGGGGAGUUGAGGAAGACGACGAAGACGUGGGUGUCUCCAGUGGGGGGGAUGCGCCGCCUGGCAUCGAAGGCCCCCCUGGAGAUGACCAGCCACCCGGGAUGGAGGUUGAAAAUGUGGAAGUCAAGGUGGAUGCAGAGACGGAAAAGCUACGAGAGAGAAUUAUUGGCACGCGGCAAGAUAUUUUCUUCCAGAAUGAACAGGAGGUUAGCAAGCGGUGGACCUUCGAGGAAGGGAUCAAGCGACCGUACUUCCACGUGAAGCCACUGGAGAGGGCACAGCUGAAGAACUGGAAGGAGUACCUCGACUUUGAGAUUGACAACGGCACCCACGAGCGUGUGGUCGUCCUCUUCGAGCGCUGUGUCAUCGCGUGUGCUCUCUACGAGGAGUUCUGGAUCAAGUAUGCAAAGUACAUGGAAGAACACAGUUUGGAGGGCGUGCAGAACGUGUUCAGGCGCGCCUGCAUGAUUCACUUGCCAAAGAAGCACAACAUCCAUCUGCUGUGGGCAGCGUUCGAGGAGCAGCAGGGUAACCUGGACGAGGCACGCAGAGUGCUGCGCUCGCUGGAGGAGUCUCUACCUGGGCUCGCGAUGGUUCGCCUGCGGCGUGUGAGCCUCGAGCGCCGGCAGGGCAACUUCAGCGCUGCCGAGACUCUGCUACGGGAGGCCAUGGAAGGCGCCAAGACCCCAGAAAUGGCCUCCUUUUAUGCCAUCAAGCUGACGCGCAUGCUCGCCAAGGUGGAGAAAACCGUGGAGAAAGCACGCAAGGUUCUACUCGAUGCCAUCGAAAAGGACUCGAUGAACACAAAGAUUUACCUAAAUCUUCUGGAGCUGGAGUUCAGUGGUGAUAUUGCAGUCAAUGAAGAGCACAUUAUGGCCUGUUUUGAGAAGGUGCAGAGCAGCGAUUUGUCCAUGGAAACAAAAAUCACCUUCUCCCAGCGCAAAGUGGAGUUCCUGGAAGACUUCAGCAUGGACGUGAAAAAGUUGCUAGCUGCCUACGAUGAACAUCAAGUACUUCUAAGACAACAUUCCACUGCAAAGAAGAGAGCCCCAACUGAGAAUGGUGCCGAGGAGCCGGAGGAGAAGAGGUUCCGUCUGGAAGAGCCGGUGGCCGCCCCGGUAAUUGCGGCGCAUUUGAACCCGGCGGCGGCGGCAGCGGCAGCGGCAGCAGCACCCGCGCCCCUCCCCAUGCAGCAUCCAGCUGACCCCAACGCUGUCCAGGCGGCCUACAACUACAGCAACUGGUACCAGCAUUACAACUACCAAAACUACCCAGGAAGCUACCAGAACUACCACAACCCAUGGAACUACGGGCAGUACUACCCGCCCUCUUAAACGACUCGAAAGGGGGCAAAGACGUUGUUUGCUAAUUUCUUCUGUGUUAUAAGUCAUGUUUUUUUUAUGACUUUCUACCACUCCAUAGGGGCAGUGACAGUAUGGGAAUGCACACACGUUUGAGUAAUUGAACUUGCGUUAAGUGUUCAAUUGUAUUCCCAUGCCGGGGUGUGUCCUUGUGUUUAUACGUUGUAAAAUGUUCAAGAAAAUGGAGCAGUCAAUAAAGAUCCGGUGAAUAAAAGUACAUUUUUUAAUUAGGAUAGAAAUUGUGCAUUGAAGAGCAACUAUAUCUGUAUUUUACAAUUCGUGAAUAAUUUGCUCUAUUCCUGACAAUAAAAACGAACAAAACAUUGCGCUUGUACUUUGGAAUAUUAUUGACUUGCUCUGUUGUGUCUUGUGGCUCUUUUGCCAUUUCUGGUUUAGUUGGAAAUCCAAAGGGGAUGCUGGAAAUCAUUUAUAUGAUAAACAUCGUUUGUAGAUGGCUCGGCACGAGCCAAAAAAUGCAAUGAUAAUGCUGUAAAAAAAAACAUCACUAGGAAAAGAACCCCAGUGCGUGCAAAUUGCAUCAUUACUACUGUUUUGAAAGUAUUAACCGCACAUUUUUACACUUUCCAUUGUGGACAUUUUCAUUGUUCAAAAGAAACAAUUGAAAGACUGCAAGUUAUGAAAAUACACAUUAAAGAAUUGACUGGCUGUAUUUUCUGUAGGUGCAAUGGCAAUGUGGUGUAAUUGUGUGGUUUUUGGACACAUUUUGAGUUAUGCAGUUCACAUUGCUGUUGGAGAUGUUUAUGGCUUCCACACUGCAAAAAUUUAAAACUUAAAUUUGAAAAAUGAGUGUACAUUUUACUUUACCAGUAUAAUUCAGAACUAAAUCCCUGGGUGAAUUAAAAACGUGGGUGUUAGGAGUUCAAUACUGCCCCUUGCUAAGCUCUCCCGAGUUGGUAAAUGUGCAUUUUUUUAUAGCUUUGGCUGGUAGUCAAACUUAUACAAUAAAUGUAACAUGAAAGUGUUUUCAAUAAAAUUGUGUCAUUUGA
Lethenteron reissneri (Far Eastern brook lamprey) is the source of this 3721-nucleotide messenger RNA. It is a transcript of the gene PRPF39, whose product is annotated as pre-mRNA processing factor 39. NCBI's taxonomy places the organism in Eukaryota, Metazoa, Chordata, Hyperoartia, Petromyzontiformes, Petromyzontidae. Gene Ontology annotation, molecular function: protein binding; pre-mRNA 5'-splice site binding. Gene Ontology annotation, biological process: RNA processing; mRNA 5'-splice site recognition. Gene Ontology annotation, cellular component: U1 snRNP; commitment complex; U2-type prespliceosome. The record is from RefSeq and is a predicted model, not a curated record.